Molecule: messenger RNA, 2555 nt
Organism: Volvox carteri f. nagariensis
Lineage: Eukaryota; Viridiplantae; Chlorophyta; Chlorophyceae; Chlamydomonadales; Volvocaceae
Exons: 13
Coding region: 95-2098 (667 amino acids)
Biological process (GO): regulation of cilium movement; cilium-dependent cell motility; axonemal dynein complex assembly
Cellular component (GO): axoneme; axonemal dynein complex
Source: RefSeq, a predicted model, not a curated record
AGAAGGUGGACAUCUUGGCACAUUAAUCUUACAGUCGUCGCACUGGAAAGGAAUGACCAGUUCCACAACCUAGCUUGUCACAGACAAUCAAAACAUGGACGAAUUACAGUCCCAGUCGGAAAGGGAGGCGCGCAUCCUCGCCCGUCGGAAGCGCAUACAGGAGCGCUUGGCAGCACUUCGGGAGGGAGAUCAUGGAGGCGGCAAGGAGGGCGAGAAGAAGGAGGAGAUCGGAAAGGGCAAGCAGCAGAUCAUCGAGAGCAAGCGCCGGUUAAUGCGCGUCAAGUACCGCACGGACCAAGAUGUCACGUCGGUCCGGGUGGCUGGCGACGACCGCGAGAACCAGCACCGCAUCCAGGAGGAGCAGACUCGCCAGGAGCUUCGCGCCAAGCUGCUCGCUGAGGCGGAGAUGAGCGCCCGGCAGAAUGCGGCGGUGGCCAUGCGCUGGGCGGACCUGUUCUCCAUUGAGGUGCCGCAGGACUUGUAUGGGGAAAUUGAGGCGCAGCGGCAGGCAUGUGAGCGCAUCAUCGCAUCCAAGGACACGCUUAUCGGGGAGGUGCGGACAGAGCUGAAGAAGAAGGAUGACGAGUUCGUGAAGACGCUCAAGCGCCAGGCGGAAGACAUCGACACGUUGCUGCAGUACAUGAGUCGCCAGUUUGUGGAGAUGCAGAACGCAUUCAAGGAGGAGCUGGACGAAAUCGAAAACGCCUUUCUGCAGGAGCGCUCCGACUUGUUGGAGUCCAACCGUCGUGAGAUGCAGGAGCUGUUUGACCGCCGCUCCCGCCUGGAGCAGGACUUCAUGGACCGCUACCUGGCCGCUGUGGAGAACUACCAGCAGCAGCUGGAGGGCCACCGGCAGAUGGACGCGGAGGAGUACCACAUACUCAAAAUAAAGUUGGAGACGGACAUCCAGAACCUUGAGCAGCACCUGGAGGCCAUGAGAGCUACCUACCAACUGAACACUGAGAAGCUAGAAUACAACUACAGAGUGCUCAAGGAGCGCGAGAAGGAGAACAGCACCACCAUUGAGAGCCAGAAGAAGAAGCUCUCCAGGCAGCGGGACAUCCUGUCCUCCCUCAAGCAGCGUUACGCGGAGACGGACCGGCGGUACCGCGACGAGAACAUGCGGCUGACGGACGAAUACAAGCGCAUCACGGAGCAGUUCAAGGACCUGCAGAGCAAGUUCAGGCACUUUGAGCUGGUGGACACUAAGAAGUACAAGGAGGUCUGGGGCAUGAAAGAGAGCGAGGUGGCGGCGUUGGUACGGCAGCUGCUGCAGGCGGACAAGGUCCUUCACGAGCAGCAGCUGGGCUGGGAGUGGCGGCCCCCGGAUGACGAGGUGUUCACGCCGGUGCACUCCUCCGGACCGGGGGGAGGCACGGGAAGCGGGGGAGCGGGAGGGGACGGCGGUGAAGAGGAGCAGGACGAGGACGCGGCGGCAAGGGCACGGGAGCAGGAAGUGGCUGAGCGGCUGCGUGAACCACGCAACUGGGGUGCUCUAGGUCUGCUGUGUGACGAGGCGGGCUUCCUGCUGGACGCCAAGGCGCGACACAUGAUUGAGCGGCUGCCAAAGGACGAGCAGGGUCUUGUGAAGGCGGAGGCUAUCCUUCGCGCGCUGGGCAUCGCAGACGGCUCUUCCUUUGAUCAGCUCAUGGACGCCCUGUCUGCGGACUCCACAGUGGAGAUGAGGGCCAAGGGGAUGGGCGGUGAGCGCGGACCUGCUGUCCUUGUCCAUCCCGAUGACGCCGUACGGCGGCUCAAGGCCUUUGUGGAGGUGUACGGCACAGGGCCCAGCCGCGCCGGCGGCGGCGCCAUCAGCGGCCCGCUGCGCGUGCAGGGCCUGCUGCGUCGCGCCGCGGAACGCGAGCAGGAGUUUUGGGCGCGCAUGACGCACGUCAUCAGCGACAAGGGCGUGCGUGUGUGGCGUGCGUUGGAGAAGCAGCUGGAAAAGUACUUGGCGCUGCUGCAGGAGCGGUCCGCCAGCCUGCGCGAGGUUGAGAGCCUGCAGCACCAGAACAACGAGCUACGGGCGCUGCUGAACCAGUACUUGUCCUCGCGUAUCAAUGAGGAGCUGCAGAUUCCACCUACCCAGGUCAUCUAAGAGGAAGAGGGGAAGAGGAUUGCGCAAAAGGCUGCGGAGGAUGGGACUGGGCGCAGUGAUAGGCAGCGGCAGGUGUUAGGCUGGCUGGCGUGGAGAGGGGAUGAGGGAGAAAGAUCGAGCGGACGAUGGCACCGAAGAAGCCGAGCUCGUGGGUGCCGAUCCUGGUUUCCCGCUCUGCCUCAAGGGACUCAUUGGGCGGUUGGUGGGGACUAGCGGCUAAGUGGUUGCGGCGAUUUGGGCGAGGGAAAGGAGGAAGGGGACGUGCGUAAAGGAGUGGGGUGAAGUCCGAGUAAGGGGCCAGGAGUGCAAGGGUGUGAAAAAGGAGGUGUGAUCCGGACGCUGCGUAUGUAUUUGAGGGGAGGCGAGCGGGCACACGUCCCCGUUCGGUUGUGCGCUGUAUGGCUGCAUGUGGGCCAACCCAUCCUCCCCUUUCCUUCCGAAACGUCAACGGAACUUU